This is a messenger RNA of Bursaphelenchus xylophilus (pine wood nematode), 887 nucleotides long. NCBI's taxonomy places the organism in Eukaryota, Metazoa, Nematoda, Chromadorea, Rhabditida, Aphelenchoididae. The record is from the annotation of a GenBank genome assembly.
AUGGCCUAUAUCACCGAGUCCUCCGAGUUCUCGGUCCCCACGCCCGAAAUAACCACCGUUUGUCCUGAGGAAAUUCACAUGAUAAACUUUUGGACCUACGUGGCCGGCUGCAUGAUUGGAGGUGCAAUUUAUUUGGUGCUGGGGACCAAAUUUAUUGAACUUCCAAUGUUUCCGGCUACGGAAUACGUCACCGAUUACCACUGGGCCCUCAGGAGGAUCUAUUACGAGCUUCAGGAGGGAAAAGAGCCGCUUCUGGACAGUAGGUGGAGUUUUUGCCUGAGAUUUGUUGAAAAUUCUUGUUUAUUUUGGCAUUGUGAAUGUUAACUUGUCAGGUUUUACAUCAACUUUUUUUGGAAAACGUCAGAGAAACAGAUGACCCAUUAAUUUUUGUUCGAGAGAAAGACUUGACCCGGAAAAUAGAAAGAAGCUGGCUGAGUAAAAAGUCCAUCAAUUUAUGCAAAACGCAUUUUUUACUUUUUAAGUCUGAGAUUGUGAAGGGGAACAGUUGACCCAUAGCAUAUAUUUGAAGGAAAGACUUGACCCAAAAAAUAGAAAGCAGCUGACUGAGUCAAAAGUGCAUCAAUUUAUGCAAAACGUAUUUUACUUUACUUUUUAAGUCCGAAAUAGCAAGGGGAACAGUUGACCCAUAGCUUAUAUCUGAAGGAAAGACUUGACCCAAAUUUUGCAAAAUCAAAAAACUCUUUUAUCUUUGGCUUACUUAAUCGUACACCACCUUUUCAGAAUACACCGAUAUGAAUUUGAUUGCUAUCGAAUUGCUGAAACAAAACCGUUUCAUUUGCAAACCCACUCCAAUUGCUCUCCCCAGAGUCGGAAAUGCCGGUCAAAUGAGUCAACCGGGAGCCGAGGCAAAGGAAAAAGUUCAAUAG